Messenger RNA from Adineta ricciae, 699 nucleotides. NCBI's taxonomy places the organism in Eukaryota, Metazoa, Rotifera, Eurotatoria, Adinetida, Adinetidae. The record is from the annotation of a GenBank genome assembly.
AUGCCCACUAACAGUGCUUAUGUUGAAUAUGACAAUGGAAGUAACAGAUGUUGGCAACAUCGUCGAUCUAAAAUGAUUAUCAUCGUUAUUCUGCUAAUAGCAAUACUUGCUAUUACACUAGGUCUUUUGUUGAAAUUUGUCAUUCUUAGCCCAAAGAAAUCAAGUCGCGAGAUUACUACAAUAAUAUCAUCUACAUCUGCACCGACAACCAUUACUACUCAGAAGUCCGCGUGGUUGAAUACUGGCGACAUGAAUGUUGCAAGACAUGAAUAUACAGCAUCGUUAUUACCCGAUGGUAAACGGCAGUAUCACAUAGCAAUUGUGUUAUCAAACGGAAAAGUACUUGUCACCGGUGGAUCUUUUGGUGGUACGACACAAGGUACUGCUGAAUUAUACGAUCCAGUAAAGGAUUUGUGGGACAAAGCUGGUACAAUGAUACAUAAAAGACAUAACCAUGUGGGGAUCUUAUUAAAGAAUGGAGAAGCGUUGGUAAGUGGAGGAUCCGAUGGUAUUCAUGUUCUCAAAAGUGCGGAGUUAUAUAAUUCAUCAACAAGAAGGUGGAAAAGCGCAGGUGAUAUGAAUUAUAAACGAGAAUUUCAUGCUGCAUCCCUACUGGCAGAUGGUCGUGUAUUAAUGAUCGGUGGAUUCUAUGGUGGCGCAGGUUUAAGUAGUACUGAAUUAGAUAAUCCUGGAUUCUGA